GAAACAACUAUGCAAUUCAUAGCGGCCUUAGGUUACUGAAUGGCAAAAUGUGCAAUAAUGAGUAUGUUGGGGUUUGAACUCCAUACCGCUCGACGACAAGCCGAGCACUUUACCCCUGCCCUUCUACAACUUUGAAGCGCCAAGUAACAGUAUAAUGUAACUGUAACUAAAAGUUAUGUCGGAAAAAUUUAGUCUAGCAAUUUGGGAUUUGAACUCUGAAGUUUGCUUACUGGUAGAAAAAAUUGUUAAAGAAUCUAUAAUUAAAUGCAACGAUGACAAGAAUUUUACUGACUAUCUCACAUAUGGCGAAAGUCUUGGUACUUUGCAUUAUCGCGAAUUCACAGCUAAGUUUUUAACUGGUUUAUACAACGAUGAUGUUUGUAGUUCAAACAUUGUUGCAACGUUUGGUGCAUCCUUUGGUUUUACAUUAAUUAUGUCUCAAUUUUUUGAAGCUGGUGACUAUCUUUUCGUUGAAGAUUUAACAUUUGCUUUUAUUACAAAAACUGCAAGUAAUUAUGGAAUGAAUGUAAUACCAGUUGUAAGUGAUAAUGAUGGAAUUAGCAUAGAGAAAUUAGAAGCAUCUUUAUUAAUGUAUCAAAGUACCAGGCGAAAAAUUUCAGAAAAAAAACCAUUUUCAGCUAUGAUUUAUUUACUCAGUGUUUGCCAUAAUCCAAAAGGAACAUCUUAUUCUGAUGCUAGUUGCAUGAAAAUUGUUGAAUUAGCAAGAAAAUAUAAUGUUCUGGUAGUUACAGAUGAUGUAUAUAAUUUUUUUCAAUAUGGAGAUAGUAUUGCUAAUAGGUUGAUCAAGUUUGACAAAAUAAAUGGUUCACCUUAUAACCAUGGAAACGUAGUUUCAAAUGGUAGUUUUAGCAAAGUUUUGUUUCCAUCGUUGCGUUUAGGAUGGUUAGAAUGUUCCCAUUGGAUCGCAAACGAAUUAGAGCAAAGGGGAGACUUUAUAAGUGGAGGAGGUUGUCAAACAUUUAAUCAACAGUUGUGUGUUCAUAUUCUCAGCCAUCCUUCUUUAAAUCAAUUACUUAAUGAUGUAAAACUGUGUUAUAAGAAUUUUCUUGAAACAGCUAUUUCUUUCAUGGAUGAUAAUUGUCCAAAACAAAUAAAAUUUACUAGACCUGAGUGCUCAUUUUUUCUAUGGAUUGAGCUUCCUAAAAACAUCAACUCAAAAGAUUUACGUAAAGCCUGUAAUGCUAAAGGUGUUGACUUUGUAGAGGGCAACAAGUUCACUUCUCAUUGUGAUGGUUGUUAUGAUAACUACCUUCGUUUAUGUGUGACCAAUUUAAAUAUAGAAGAAUUAAAAAGACAGCUUGGAAUAUUUUGUCAAGAAGCUAAACAAAUUAUUUAUUCUCAAUAAUUUCAUGAUUCAUGAUUUUGUAAUAUUGUAGUUCAUAAUUUUUUAUUUACAUAGAAGUUCUCUUUUGUAUACAUAAAAUGUUUCUUUUGUUUACAUAGAAAUUCUCUUUUGUUUA
This is a messenger RNA of Hydra vulgaris (swiftwater hydra), 1481 nucleotides long. Its product is annotated as 2-aminoadipate transaminase. Gene Ontology annotation, molecular function: pyridoxal phosphate binding; L-2-aminoadipate:2-oxoglutarate transaminase activity. Lineage: Eukaryota; Metazoa; Cnidaria; Hydrozoa; Anthoathecata; Hydridae. Gene Ontology annotation, biological process: biosynthetic process. The record is from RefSeq and is a predicted model, not a curated record.